This is a messenger RNA of Branchiostoma belcheri (Belcher's lancelet), 4142 nucleotides long. RefSeq lists its product as uncharacterized. The transcript is spliced from 6 exons. The record is from RefSeq and is a predicted model, not a curated record. The coding region runs from base 327 to 1202 and encodes 291 amino acids. Lineage: Eukaryota; Metazoa; Chordata; Leptocardii; Amphioxiformes; Branchiostomatidae.
CUCUCAGUCGAUGGUUCAGGGUGGACGGGGAGUUGUAUGUCCUCGUAGAUCGGGGGCUAGUGCCGUUUGCCGUGGACAGAAUUAGAUGAAACUCGGUAGUUAGAUUAAGGCAAAGCUUGUUUAUGUCCUCCGUGAAAUUCACGGCGAUACAUCUAUUCUUCCAGGUUUUGGGAGCCGCUGAAUGAGGGGAUCACGACCGGAGGAACGAACCGACGGUUCGACCCGGUAUCGCCUUUACUCGGUUGGUUCGGUUUGCAGGCCCCACAAACCCGCUGCACCAAAACUCCUUUUUGUGUGUUCCACAUAUUCCCGUCUCGGGCCACAGCAUGCUCAGGUUCCUCACACAGAAACUCAGACCACUAUCCAUCAACGAGGUGCAGCCGCUAGAAUCUUCGGGAGAACUAGAAGAUCAAGGCUACAGUAGCACGGAUUCAGAGAGUGACAACGUUGAACUGGAGGGACUAGAGAGGGGGAGGCAACAUGAGAGAAAUGAUACCGUCAGGGAAAGCCCCAAGUUGGAGGCUAGAGUGUCGAACCCCCAGCCCUCCCCAAACCAAGAGAACACACAGGCUUGUCCAGGGCCUUCUCCAAUCGGGACAGACUUACUCAGGGAUCGGAGAACAGAAGCCGGCGAAUUCAUGGCCGUGGAUCGACACAGCUCUGAGGAAGAACUGGAGCACAUUAUCAGAGAGAAGGAAAAUAUGGGAGAGAAGAGAAAGUGGUCACAGGUGAACCGAUGGAGUCUCAGCGGAGAUAGCUCAGGGUCUAGUGAUGAUGAAGUCAAGGACUUGAUGUGUGGGAAGGUCUCGUCUCCAGUUGUGUUUACGUCUUCCCCACCCAAGCGGCAUGUACAGAAAGUUUACCCCGCACAAGGCGAGAGGUCCCAGCUCUUCAUCGCCCGGGUGAGAACAGUGGACGGCUGUGCCAGUCCCAGAAAGAGACAUCGACAAGCCUUCAGCGAGGCGCAAAUUCACGCCAUCACAGACAGGCCCAGUUUGGACUUUGAGAAAAUGCAGCAGCAGAUGCUCAUCAAGAAACCGUGCACACAUGGAGUUCGGUCAAGAAUAGUCAAGAUUAGGACCAUCUCCAACAGAACACCACCAAGAAUCCUGUGUGAUCCUUCCGUCUUCUCCUUUCGGCCUCUGACAACCCUGAACCCGCUGACACCAGUGGAGGAGCCAACUCCCACCUGUGCAUUCUAGAUGGACCUCACAAGGUGGCCUGAUGCAUCAUGGUUCCAGGAGCAGUCAUGGUAUUGGGUAUGCUGUCAACGCUAACAACCAACCCAGAUUUGCCAUCACAAGUCUGGUGCUGUAAGAUGUUUAGGGCUGAUGGCAGCAAUAUUCCUGGUCCGUGAAGAUGUGUUUGAUCUCAGGUGACCCUAUCUGGGGUGUGCUUUGGGGACAGCCUUGUGUUUCAUGGCUGUCUGGAUGAGCAAGCCUUUCAGUGACAACAUUAUAUCCUGAUUACAUUCUGACCAAUGUUUUUUCCUAAUUCUUUUUGGUAGCAUGGUUGCCGCUAAUUGCCACUGGCACACUAUUGCUUUCAUUACUUUCAGCCAAACAUACUGUUGAUAGACAUUAGCACAAGAAAUCCAUCUUGGCAGUCAUAGCUUGAAAUCUACUACAAGAACAACAAGACGUUUUUUCUUUUGUUGACCAAAACUCUGAUCCAACAUUGCAACAAUGCUGAGUGAAAUGUACAUGGCUGUAUAAGAUGUAUGACUACUUGUAUGUUGGCAGUAGUACCAGGAAAUUUGUUGUGCAUUGCUUCUGAAUUUUUCUGUCGAUACAGAUGUAACUACCACAUAGGAGAACAGCAUGCUUGACGUAUUUAAUUUUUGAUGAUCGACUUGAUACAAUUGUAUGGGAGAUAUUUCCUCUUUGUCUGUAGGAUACCUAUGUAGGCUACACAAAGACUAGUACAUGUACCUCGAUGUAAGAUUUCUACCAUGUUUUUCUAAAAUGUAAAUCAACUUUCGCUAUUCCUCAUGUACCUCACCUGUGAAGGAAGUGUGUUUGUCAAGUGAAACCAUGUGUUUUUACGUGAAAGACAAAAAUCCCAGUUUGUGACAUGUUUACAUUCCCAAUGUUUUCUGAUCCUUGUGACUCAUCUAUUGUAGAAAGUUGUGUGUUGUCUUCUCUGAUGUAACAUAAUUCUGAUGCUGAGCAUGUUUUCUAUGUGUGUUGGUUUGACUGUACUAUUGCUUGAUUCAAGUUUCAACUUUGUUAUUAGUACUUAGGAAGAAAUAGGAAGUAUUAUAUGUAUGUGUAACACAUACAGGUCAGAUGUUAUUGUAGAUGGUGUGACUUUGACACAUGUAUGCCUUGAUGAGUAGUAGAUGUCAAUAUUAUACUGUAGUGUUGAUUGUACUUUCUACAGUUUCUACAAAGGAUAGAGAGAAGAAAAAACUGUACAGGAUAUGUCAAAGCUGAGAGCAUGGUGAAAGACUUGUAUAUUUUUAUGGACAGCACAAGGAGAAGGCUUGUAGGCAACCUUUGUAUAUCUCUGACCUGUUCCUGUUCAGGAGACAGUAGCAGGACACCUGCAGCCCCCACUUCUGAGUGAUGCCCUCUCAGCACCAUUGACAUUUACUUAUUGUGGAACAGUCCACUUUAUUGCACAGGGAGGAAUGGGGUCCUUGGGAACAACAAAUCAGAAAAAAAUACCUCAUAAAACUCCUCAUGGCCUGUCCUGAUGUACUUAGAGGAGAAAAGACUUUGAUUGCUGCUGUCUGAACGAAGGAGGUUUUACCUGUGGUCACAUGAUUGUCCACACCAUGCCAAUACAGACAAACCUACCAGAUUCAGUUUUUUUAGUAAGAUCAUAAGGAGCCUUCACAGUUCAGGUGGGGAGGGAGCCAUUGAAUUCUAGUUCCUGUCUGUCCUUCUUACCAUGGCCCCUAAUAAUGACUCCAGUGCUAUUCUCAUCAGAGUGGGAAAGUUUAUGGAGUUUUAAGAAGUUAAUUUUACAACAUCCACAUGUGAAAGAUGUUCUGUUGUGUUUCUGUCAAAGUUGCUUGAUGAUCAAUUCUCCAGAAUUGAGAGUGGUUUCCUAUCAUGGCCUCUCCCCGCAUGAUAUGAAUGGCUUUCCUUAUGUUUGUGUCAUUUUUUAGAUGCACAUUCCUUGAACUGCACAGUUGUUAACUUAAAAGAUGUUCCAUUGUUCACAUUUAGUAUCAAAUGUUACAGAGCUUGAUGUGAAGAAUAGCAUAUACAUGUAGCUUUAUGCAUUGCCUCAUGCAUACCAUGUAUUAUAGGUUUGAAUAUACAGUAUUGUAUUCAGUCACCAUUUAUAUACAUUGCGCAUAACAGCCCAACUUUAAUUACCAGCUCAUGAAUACUAUUUGACAGACCAGGCAAAAACAAUGUGCUCUGUAAAAUGAUUGUGGCUUUUGUCAUAAUUUCAUUCAAAACUAAUGAACUGAUAGUGAGCCAAGAUGUAUUUAGGCAUGGACAGUGAAAACCUUGUCACUAACAGGUAUAUGUUGUUGAAAUAACCAAACAGGAUGUGUGUGUGAAGGUGUGUUUGUGUGUGAAGGUGUGUUUGUGGAAGAAUGAUGGGACACAUAGGAUAUAUUCAAUUGUAGGAUAUAUUCAAUUGGUUUUGUAUUUACUGCAUGAGCCUUUAGAUUCUGAUAUGUUGCACCACGUAAUGAACUAGAUGUCUUCUACUUUGAUUUACAGUGUUUUGUACAGAUGAUAGUGUUAAGGAAGACAUAACAAGUUGUUGAACAUUACACUGUUGGUUGGCACAUGUGAUUUGUAAUUAUGUAUUUUCCAUUGUGCUACCUGACUGAUUUGAGGGAAUAUUACAUUUAGGGUGCACAGUGCUGUGUAUGUGAUAGACUUGUAGGCAGUGUUUACAGGUCUUCUUGAGCUAGUGGAAGCAUGACCCGAUGAGCUAUUUUGUACAUAGGUUUGUAAGAGUCCUCUGAAAGACAGACAGAUAGACAGACAGCAGCAGUACGUGUGGAAGACGUGUGGCAUCAGGAGGGGAGGUUUGAUUUAAAGUAUAUAUAUCUAUAUUUCUGAUAACAUUUUAUACCUUAGCUGGUAGUGCGUUGGACUGAUAUUGACCUUCCCACAUCAUUAUUUUUGAAGCGUCAGUUGGCUGUGAUCAAUAAACAAAAAGAGUAAAAA